GCUUCGCUCGGUGGCUCUUCGAGGGGGAGGAGGAGAGCGCGAGACGAAGCGAAGCGGCGGGGAAGGAUGGCGCUCUCGGUGCCGGUGAACGGGGUGAAGGAGGAGGGCGACAAGGAGCCCCUCAUCGAGCUCUUCGUCAAGGCUGGUAGUGAUGGUGAAAGCAUAGGCAAUUGUCCCUUUUCUCAGAGACUGUUCAUGAUCCUGUGGCUCAAAGGAGUGGUAUUUAGUGUAACUACAGUUGACUUGAAAAGGAAGCCUGCAGACCUUCAGAACUUGGCUCCAGGGACUCACCCACCCUUUAUAACAUUUAAUAGUGAGGUGAAAACAGAUGUAAACAAGAUUGAAGAGUUCCUUGAAGAUGUCCUCUGCCCGCCCAAAUAUGCAAAGCUUUCAGCUAAACAUCCAGAAUCAAACACUGCUGGAAUGGACAUCUUUGCUAAAUUUUCGGCAUUUAUCAAGAAUUCCAGGCCUGAAACAAAUGAAGCCUUGGAAAGGGGCCUCCUGAAAACUCUGCAGAAGCUUGAUGACUACCUGAAUACACCUCAUCCAGAUGAGAUUGAUGAAAACAGCAUGGAGGAUGUGCCAGCUUCCACACGCAAGUUUCUGGAUGGUGAUGAGAUGACCCUAGCAGAUUGCAAUUUGUUGCCCAAACUACAUAUUGUCAAGGUUGUGGCCAAAAAGUAUCGUAACUUUGAAAUUCCCAAGACGAUGACUGGGAUCUGGAGAUACCUGGCUAAUGCCUACAGCCGUGAUGAAUUCACCAACACUUGUCCUGGAGACAAAGAGAUUGAAAUAGCUUACAGCGACGUAGCGAAGAGACUCACAAAAUAAGCAUUCACACUUUCAUAAGGAAAAGCUUCUUUUAACAGACUGCUUCCUUUUUGUUCUUUUUAAAGAUAGCAGUUUACUUUGCAUAUACUUGCAGUACUCAGUGUUACAUUAGGUAGAACAGGUGUAGUAAUUUGUUUUUUAAAAAAUGCAAAUGGAUGUUAUGCCACCUAAUUGUUUUGCCUCCUAGAAUAAGAUGAACACAGUGUUUAAUGUUGCCAUGAAGCAGUUUUGGAGUCUGUCCAGAACUGCUGAAUGGACCCCUACUUAUUACUCUGGUUUGUAGAUAUUGGGCCCAUAUUAGUUUGAAGAUCAGGUUUCAUAAUUAGAGGGAACAAGUGGCAAAGCUUUUCCUGAACUGGACCACUUUAGAUGACAUGAGAUAGAGGUUUGAACACUCUUUCUGUCUUAAUUUCUUGCUCUGCGGGAAGAAGAGUUCAGCCUACCCUUUUUGAUGAUGUGUUUUUACAUGCAGAGAGUUCUUUUUCAUUCAGAGAACAUUGCCAUCCCUUUGCCUAACCAUUCAGUCUAGGGACAGCUUUACUUCUUAAUAUUCCAGAUCAUAUAAACUGGCACUUAGAGUUUAGACUGAAUCUUGGAUCCUCAGGGUGGUCUAGGGAGCACUUUUUACUGGUGGUUCAAGGAUUAUAAAAUGUACUUUGAGGUACUUUGAAGUAAUCUUGCAUACCAGAGCAAAAAUUCCUCUGAAACGCAGUGUACCUCUUGGUCUAUCCAAACAGGGCCUGAAAGGUAGCUUCACCAAAAAGAACCACUUGUGAAACAUUUGGUCAGACAUCUAAGUUUAUGUGAAAAAGACACAUUUGGACAAAUUCAGAUAAAAGGAAUUGUUGCCCACAAAGACCACUGUGCUCUUUGGAGACGUAGGGAGACGCAAAGGCAUAAUUUUUGUACUCUCAGCACAAGUCGAUUAUUUUGCUAUGAAUCUGCAUAGGAUUGGAUGGGAACUCGAGGAUCUUCCUAGAGACAAAUUUUCUCUAAAGAUGUAGGAGUUUGGCCCUCAUUAUUAUAAAAUAUGAUCCAAAGUUUAUAACAUCAUCUGGCUUCUUUUGAAAGCGCUAAGCUCUUUGUCAAUAAGUAGGAGUUAUUUCUGAAGUUACUCUCAUUCAAAGCCAGAGCUGUUAGACAACCAUCCUAGAUAACCAUGAGGUUUCUCUUAAGAAUUAGCUACUCUUAUGUUGCUAAAGUAGAAGUGUUGUAGUUGGGUGUAGAUAAUAUUUUUGUCCCAAAUUUAUUAAAGUCAGAAUCUUGUUAAGGAUUAGUUUAUUUUUAAUGAAGUUCAAGUGGCCUUCAUAUACCAGUUUCUUUGCCUUACUUGACCAUGUGUGUAAUCCUGUUGUCACGAUUCCCACUUCUGGAGUAACUUGGAUGUGACAUUUCCAGCCUCUCCCAUCAGUGUCUCCCUUCAUUCUUACUUGUGUAACUGUUUCAUAUGGUACCUGACCUGUCAUUUUCCCUGCCGCAAUCAUGAUAUUAUAGAGUUCAUUUGUGAUACUGUAUUUCUAAAUCCAGCUGUAGUCUCAACCAGAGCAGUUCCAAAUCAAUAAGACAUGUAGGUGGUGACUAAUAAGUCAUGUUCAGUAUAAUAACUUUACUCUAGUUGAGACUAAAAUUGGAUUUAGUCCUAUAAUAGCAUUAAGGAACAGUACUGACUAUAUAUAUAUCUCAAAAGUUGUAGUGUUAGUUGGAAUUUUUUUCAAUACAAAGAAAGGCCAGGGUUUGAGGUAUAAAGGAGCCUUGCCAUUUCUUUUAAAUGCCACCAGAGACUUGACAGUGUAUUUUUGGUAACCUUUUGCAAAGGAUUGUCCUUUUUAAAAACAAAAUGUAAGGAUGCUUGCCAUUUCUAAAAAUCAGGAAGAGCUAUUGAAGCUGUUUUGUGGAGCAAGUCCCAUUGAGUUCACUCUGGCUGAUUUUUCAAUAAAAAUUGCAGCCUCAGUUCUGCAGUGUAAGUGGGACGCACAAAAGAGUAUUAUAACACUUCCUUUUACAUUAACAUUUGGGCAGGAAAUCCAAUGUUAAAAACCCUGCAUAUAAGCACCAUACUUUUACAAUGUUAUUUCUCAUUCAAAUUGGUGGAAAGAUGAUUUCUAGCUUUGUGUGUGUGUUAUAAAUGGCUUUGUAGUGCCUUCCUCUUCCUAUAUACGAAAUGUCCAGCACUGACAAAAUCCAUUCUGUGCUUAUGCUGUUGCUUUGUGACUGCCCCAAAGCACCCUGCAUCUUUAACUUAAAAUACCUUUCCUAGAACUUUGUGCUGUUUCAACCUGGUUCAAUUUCUCUUGUUUGAAACCUGCCCCCAAAUUCUAUGUGAUGUUGCCCAUGUUGCCUUCUGGUCAGUUGGCCAACUUGAACGUUUGGUAGUGAGGUAGCAAAAUAGUAGAAUCACAUAGAUAGGUUGUUGCAGGUUCCUCCCUAUUUGGAUUUACUUAAAAACCUUUGCUUGUUUUCCAGUUGAUUUUUUUUUCCAUCAACAUUCAGAGGCACAAAGCCAUCCUUUUCAGAUUGAUCAUAACCGAAUGCAACAAAAAGACAGAUUCAAGAGAAUCCUGGGUUAUUUUAAAUGAGCUGUGUGUUAGUAUAUGGAGUCUGAACCCUCUCACAUUCCUCCUUGUAGUUCUCAGCAAACCAGAAAAGGGAUAGCAUGUUAUCCAGCUGCGGAUCCUGGCCUAGCUCCAUUUAAGACGGAGUGACUAACCAGGUUCUCUGACCCCUGACUAAUUUUGAAGCAACAAACUUAGGAGCCACAGUUCAGACAACAUGUAAACCAAUCUCCUCUUACUUUGUUUAGCUCUUUUUUUCUUUCUGUCCAUUAGUACAAGUGGGUUGCAUUCCACACUCUGGAUUUCUGAAUUAUCAUUGUGGGUCAAGACAAUCAUUGUGAAAUAGGAUAACAAGCAAAAAGCUUGGGUUGAAUGCAAGGAGAAAGAUAUGGUUAGAAAUAGGCCAUUCCCUUCUUCCCUGCCCAAUUUUGACUACAGACUUGUUAAUCUAUUUUUCUAUAUAUUUAAUCCAGUUAGGCACACUGUUUUUAAUAGUUCAGUCUGUGCAUGAAAGUCCCUUGAGCCAUCUUCCUCUCACCUGCAGCAUCAUUCAAAAGGGAAAGAUCAACAGUUUUUAAGAUGUUGUUACACUGGUGCUCCUAUCAUCCAUCCCCACUGGCUGAUGGAUAUUGCAAACCUGUGAUGUUGGGAGGACCACAUGCUCACUGGUCCUGGUGCACAAGCUAUGUACAAUAAGCACUGGCACCUUAUCUUUUCCACUUCUAUCAAAUCCUUUAGUUAAUCAGGCUUCUACACAAACAAGAGGGAUGGAUUGCAUAGACUCCUCAGUACUGCCAACUGACCACAAAACCCCUAGCCAUGUCUGUUGCUAUGCCUUUAGAAGCACUGUAAAGUACAUCUACCAUGACUAGUCUUUUUUUUUGGGGGGGGGGCAAAAAAUCAGUCACUGUCAAGCCCUUCUUGUGUUAAAAUGUACUCAGGAGGCUCUCUAAUUCAUAUUAUGCCCUGUUGCUAGUAGCAUGUAGAUGUUGGUGCUCACGUAAAACUCUUCACUUAGUUUCCCCUGCUUUCCCCUCCAAGUUACAAGAUAACUCUGCUUUAAUCUAAAUUUUCCGUGGCAACAAAAGUAAUGCUAAACCAUUUGUUUUAUAUUAAAAAUAACAACUGGUAUUAGCAGCAACUAAUGGAAGAGGGUUUGUCCUGUGUGAAACCACAAUUGCUUGCAUUCUGUACAUUUCUUGCUUACACUUUUUGAAAAGAACCAUAUUCCAAGCAAAUAUAUAUAAAACCUGCUCUGGACAGUGGAUAGUGGAGUGAUGCUCAAAUUACCAGAAUGGGCAGGACAUUUAAUUUGGUUUUGUACAGAGAGAUACCUAUAUGACUAUUGUAAUACAGUACGCUUAUCUUUUCACUUUUCUGGAAUAUCUUUUACAGAUAUACCAGCAAACUGCUGGCAGCUAUUGUUUUAAAAAAAUAAAAUUUAUAUUUUCACUUAAA
This is a messenger RNA of Sceloporus undulatus (fence lizard), 4841 nucleotides long. RefSeq names its product chloride intracellular channel 4 (gene CLIC4). The transcript has 6 exons. The record is from RefSeq and is a predicted model, not a curated record. NCBI's taxonomy places the organism in Eukaryota, Metazoa, Chordata, Lepidosauria, Squamata, Phrynosomatidae. The coding region runs from base 67 to 831 and encodes 254 amino acids.